Molecule: messenger RNA, 2130 nt
Organism: Boeremia exigua
Lineage: Eukaryota; Fungi; Ascomycota; Dothideomycetes; Pleosporales; Didymellaceae
Exons: 2
Coding region: 486-2033 (515 amino acids)
Molecular function (GO): protein binding
Source: RefSeq, a predicted model, not a curated record
CGGGAGGGAUCUAUCUGGAUUGUGGAGCGUGGUGUUUUGGUGUCGAAUGGUUCAGCCGAGGUUGGAUGAUCCCCGCUUCCCGCUUCAUCUCUUCCGUCAACACUUUGAGGAAGUUGGGCUCCCCAACGCGCUACAAUGAUUACAGAGGACAAUUUUGGCCAAUUUCCACCGAUAAAACCAUCCUUCAGUGAGAGGUGACGUCUAGUUGAAAGCAGCUUCGACGAUUUGCCGCCGAAAUACAAUGGGUCAAAGCACCGCCAGAAUGGGAGAGUCUCGUUUCAGGACACUCAGUUGCUAGAGCUCAGGACAUUCGGUUUGAGCUAUCACCGUGCAAUGCUAUGUCACGUGAUCUCAAAUCCAUAACCUUCCACAGUUGGUGUUUGCUAAGUACACCGACGUUCCACAACAUGAUUGUUAGGUAAAUAUUUGCUGACCCCGCAGUAUCAACUGUCUCACCUCCAUUCUCGUGGAAUCAGAACGCAGCCAUGGGCGCCGAUGCUGGCUUCGAUAUGGUCCCACGCCUUUCCAAAGACGCUGCCGAUAGACGCAAGUGGGAGCAAUUCAUCGACUCCAUCAAACGCCGGUACGAGGACGACACCCAGGUCGAGAUCAAGCCAAACUACAUCCUCUUCAAGGCGGGCGAACAUCCCACACUUCCCUUUGAGGGUCACAAGUUUCUGCGAUUCAGCUCAAAGAUCACAGGGCCUAAUACCGCGGCGACCGGCGUGGAACGCUACAUCAGAACCGUUCGAUCUAUCGCAGAUUCCCACUUUGGCUCUCGAAUCCAGUAUUGGGACGAGCUAUUUGAUGUGUAUGGCGAGUACGACUGGGCUGCAGUCGACGAAUCUAUCCGGUCGUACGAACAGCCAGACGAGCCUGAAGCACACAGCGGUAUCGAUACCUCCGUUAGAGACCCCACCUCGCUCUUCGAAGUGAAGGACAUUCCCGGAAAAGGAAGAGGCCUUGUCGCAUGUGUUGACAUAGCCAGUGGAACUCGAAUACUCUGCGAAGAGCCGAUCUUUACGAGCUUGAACCUUUCUUCCGUGGACCUGGAGCGAAACAUCGCAGCGAAGCUGAAAGCGCUGUCGAAGACGUCGCAACGACAAUUUCUGUCCCUCCACAACAACUUUCCCGGAAAGUUCCCGUUCUCCAACACAUUCAAGACGAAUGCCCUGCCGUGUGGUGCGGACUCACCCAUCGGUGCCGUGUAUCCUACCAUCUGUCUCAUUAAUCAUAGCUGCAUCUCCAACAGUCACCACAGCUGGAACAGCUUGCUCAAGAAAGAGACCAUACACGCGACCCGACCGAUUGCGGCAGGGGACGAGAUCACAAUAUCCUAUGACGGGGGCAACACAUCUGAUUUGCGGCGCAAACAACUCAAGGAAGCCUUUGGUUUCGAAUGCGACUGCGCGAGAUGCUCCUGCUCUGCUGCCGAUCUCCAAGCCAGCAACGCCCGUCGCAUGCGCAUUAAGACUUUGGAUGACGCCAUCGGGGACGCAUUUUGUAUGUCACUCAAGCCCGGCCAGAGUCUGAGAGCCUGCCAGUCGCUCCUUAAGGUCCUGAGUGAUGAAUUCGAGCAAUGUGCAGGAGUUCUGAACGCCCGACUAUACUACGACGCGUUUCAGAUAUGCGUCGCGCACGGCGACCAAGCUCGGGCGCGUGUCUUCGCAGAACGAUCGUGGGCAUCCAGAGUCCACUGCGAGGGCGAGGACAGCCCUGAAGCAUUAAGGGUGCAGUCGCUAGCACGUGAGCCUGCGGCGCAUCCGAGCUUCGAGCUUUGUUCGAAGCGGUGGAGAACCAAGAAGGGCAUGGCACCAAAGGGCCUGAAUGCGGAGAAAUUCGAACUAGCAGCUGGCGUCCCGGACCAUGACAGUUGUUUGCUCUAUCGUCAGGACCUUUACACGAGAUGUUUGUAUUGUGUGGAUACCGCUUGGCGAUGGACUUCGAGCGCAACGACUCCACAAAUCAUAAACGAGGCCCGCUUCAGUGUAGAUGGCGGUCAGCGAGGUGCAGGGCAAGUCGUACAAGGCUGACUAGGCUAUCGUUCAACAAUGCGGGGUAUCUACUACCCUACCGGAUAUCAGCCCGAGCCUUACUUUGGUUCGACCGCCGCCUUAGUUCAGAACUCUG